AUGACAGGCAUCGCCGCCGCCUCCUUCUUCUCCAAUACCUGCCGAUUCGGGGGCUGCGGACUCCACUUCCCCACCCUGGCCGACCUCAUCGAGCACAUCGAGGACAACCACAUCGAUACUGAUCCACGUGUUUUAGAAAAACAAGAAUUACAGCAGCCAACCUAUGUUGCCCUCAGUUACAUUAAUAGAUUUAUGACAGAUGCUGCCCGCCGAGAGCAGGAGUCCCUGAAAAAGAAGGUUCAGCCGAAGCUCUCACUGACACUGUCCAGCUCAGUGUCUCGAGGGAAUGUGUCCACUCCACCACGCCACAGCAGCGGAAGCCUUACUCCCCCCGUGACCCCGCCCAUCACCCCUUCCUCUUCAUUCCGAAGCAGCACUCCAACAGGCAGUGAGUAUGACGAGGAGGAAGUGGACUAUGAGGAGUCGGACAGCGAUGAGUCCUGGACCACCGAGAGCGCCAUCAGCUCUGAAGCCAUCCUCAGCUCCAUGUGCAUGAAUGGAGGGGAGGAGAAGCCUUUUGCCUGCCCAGUUCCUGGAUGUAAAAAGCGAUACAAGAAUGUGAAUGGCAUAAAAUACCACGCUAAGAAUGGUCACAGAACACAGAUUCGUGUCCGCAAACCAUUCAAAUGUCGUUGUGGAAAGAGUUACAAGACAGCUCAGGGCCUACGGCACCACACAAUCAAUUUCCAUCCCCCGGUGUCGGCUGAGAUUAUCAGGAAGAUGCAGCAAUAA
Molecule: messenger RNA, 732 nt
Organism: Orycteropus afer afer
Lineage: Eukaryota; Metazoa; Chordata; Mammalia; Tubulidentata; Orycteropodidae
Gene: JAZF1
Product: JAZF zinc finger 1
Exons: 5
Coding region: 1-732 (243 amino acids)
Cellular component (GO): nucleus
Source: RefSeq, a predicted model, not a curated record